AGUUUGCUGCGCUGAGAUUUGUUGCUAAUUGUCAGAUUCACCCGGAAGCCUUUCACAUGUACACCCUGGUACCCAGAUAAACAUGUUUGCGUUUAACUCUAUUCUACCUGUGUGACUCUGUAAGUAACACUAGUGGCUGGGAAAGAUGGCUUCUGCAUCCGACUCGGACAAGCCGUCGGUUUCUAAUGUGGAAGCAAACAGAAGUCGCCUCUGCGAUGAGUUUGCAGCUGUAACAGGAACUGAUAUCGCUGCAGCUCAGGGCUACCUGGCUGAGAACGACUGGGAGAUGGAGAAAGCAUUGAAUUCAUACUUUGAGGCUGAUUUGGAGAGAGUAUUUGAAGAAGAUUUCCCAGAUAGUGACACCACCCAUAAAACAAAGAGGCAGAAAGUUGAGGAAAAACCUCCAGCAGACUGUAUAGAUUUGACUGGAGACAGUCCAGCCUCCAAGCCCUCAGAAGAAGACGACAAUAAACUGUCACUGAUCUCCUGGAACGUGGAUGGACUUGAUACAGACGACCUUGGAGAGCGCGCCAGAGGCCUGUGCUCCUUCUUAGCCUUAUACACUCCUGACGUGGUGUUCCUGCAGGAGCUCAUCCCACCUUACGUCCAGUACUUGAAGAAACGGGCUGUCAGCUACCUAUUCAUUGAAGGUGGUGAAGACGGUUACUUCACUGGGAUGUUGCUGAAGAAGACGCGGGUCAAAUUUUUGGAGAGCCAGAUAGUAACGUACCCCACGACUCAAAUGAUGAGGAAUCUGCUUGUAGCUCAGGUGACGUUCAAAGGCCAGAAGCUGUGUCUUAUUACGUCCCACCUCGAGAGCUGUAAAGCUAGCGCACCGGAACGCAUGAAACAGCUGCGAGUGGUGAUGCAGAGGAUGAGAGAGGCGCCUGACGAUGUCACCGUCCUGUUUGGAGGGGACACAAACCUGAGGGACUCUGAGGUUGCCAAGGUGGGUCUUCCCCCAAGUGUCAGCGAUGUGUGGGAGCGACUGGGAAAGCAAGAGCACUGCCGCUACACAUGGGACACCAAAGCCAACAACAACAAGACUCUUCCUUACGUCAGUCGCUGCCGCUUCGACCGGGUCUACCUGCGCCCGGCCACCAAGGAAGGCGCCCCACGCCUGGCCCCUGACCACAUGGCCUUGCUGGGUCUGGAGAAGCUGGACUGUGGGCGCUUCACUAGUGAUCACUGGGGAAUCUACUGUAGCUUCUCCGCUGCUUAGAAACGCACAAAACAAGCUAAAAUGCGGCCAGUUCAAGUUUUAGAUCAGCUGGUCUAGUUUGUUUUGUUGUGUUUUACAGUCCCAGUGCAGACUUCCUCAGUGCUGGGUUCAGACCACAGAAAUAUGUUCUCUGUGAAAGAAGAUGUUCUGACCUCAUCUGGUUGCCUGUAAAUUUGAUAUCUUGAUUCGAUGAGUUUUAUCUUCUAAUGUGUUUCUUGAUUUAGUUUCUCUCCCCGCUUUUUUUUUUUUUUUUCUUUUUUGUAAAAUUGCUCAAAUAAAUGUAGAAAGCACCAA
Sebastes umbrosus (honeycomb rockfish) is the source of this 1516-nucleotide messenger RNA. It is a transcript of the gene tdp2b, whose product is annotated as tyrosyl-DNA phosphodiesterase 2b. Gene Ontology annotation, molecular function: 5'-tyrosyl-DNA phosphodiesterase activity; single-stranded DNA binding; protein binding. The transcript is spliced from 7 exons. The record is from RefSeq and is a predicted model, not a curated record. NCBI's taxonomy places the organism in Eukaryota, Metazoa, Chordata, Actinopteri, Perciformes, Sebastidae. Gene Ontology annotation, biological process: double-strand break repair. Bases 146 to 1222 code for a protein of 358 amino acids. Gene Ontology annotation, cellular component: PML body; cytoplasm.